Molecule: messenger RNA, 4639 nt
Organism: Colias croceus (clouded yellow)
Lineage: Eukaryota; Metazoa; Arthropoda; Insecta; Lepidoptera; Pieridae
Exons: 5
Coding region: 301-696 (131 amino acids)
Source: RefSeq, a predicted model, not a curated record
CGCCCGUCGCCUGCGCUCUCCGCUCGUCUCGCCCGACAAAUUUAUCCACCCGGUUCUAACAUGAAACUUUAAUAUCGGGUUUGUUUAACACGUCGUUCUGCAGUGCUAACUUGAUUUCUUUGAGAGAAGUGUAAAUUAAAAGUUGAUGAAAUGUGGUUAACGGUACACAAUUUUAUGUUGGUUCCACGAAUUGAGGAUUGAGACUUUAUAUAUUUGAAAUUGUCGCGUGAAUAAGCAAGCAGGUGUGAAGGCAUGUGCCGGCGAUGACGCAGCGCGCACCGAGCGGCAUGCCCUGAUGACAUGGCAUUCAGCCGCUCCGCCCUCCUUGCGUUGGCCACUCUCACAGCACUCGCUGGGUGGUGUGUGUGCGCGCCUCAAGGCAGCGUGCAGGGCGGUGCGCAGUUGCCCGGGGUCUCUCACUCGACCGCACCGCCCGCCGGCGUCGGCGGCGUCCGCAAAUUCAGUCAGUAUUCCAGAGGUCGGGGCUAUCGAGACUGGCGCACUCGUGGCGACCCCACUCUCAUCAAUUCAUUGUGGCGAAGCAGACAGCCAUUGGGCAUUCGGAAACAACUUGGAAACGCGGAAGUAUACAUCGUGCUGGCCCUGCUGAUCGGCGUGGUGACGGUGGUGGUGGGGUGCUGGCUGUCGGACAACUGCUGGUCGCCCGAGCCAGAGGACAUCUUGGCGGGCGGGUGACCCGUCGCGGCGGGCGCGUGCACGCACGUGUAGCGCCCGCCCUCCGCGGCCGACAGGGAGAGUCCCUCGGGCGCGGGCUCGCUGUCCCCAGUGCUGCCACGCCGCGCGCCGCCGCCGGCGCGUGCCCCGGCUUUCUUCCACGCUGCACGCCACCUGUGCAGCGGCGCUUGCCUUCAUCUCCCGUGUGACAGACGACAGCCGCCACCUUUCUGACGGGAGGUCCACUCCUGUCGGGUACACGAGAAAGCUAACGGGAACCACAUCCCUUUCGCUAACGGCGGAGUGUGUGACUAUUGAAACGGAACAAUUUUAAAUGGAGUGUUGUGCGAAUUUAAUUCGAUUGGAAUUUUAUAUAGUGCGUAACCCAUUUUGGUGAACUAAGAGCUUCGUUAAUAUUACUACAUUUUGUGACUAUGUGAAACGAUGUAUGUUAAAUGCAAUUCUAUACGAGGUUGCGGUAUUCUAACUUAACUCUGAGGAUCUCAUUGUGUCUAUCUCGUCGUAGGUCACGCUUCUAGCGGUCGCUCUGAUUUUAUUACUACACAUAAGUGGUGCAAAUGCGUUUUUUCAUGUACCACUUUACUGUUGUUUCUAAAAGUAUGUGCCUUGUAACGCUUUCCUCUAUUUAAUGUGUAGUAUAGAGCGUGUUUUGAACCCUUUAGAUAAUCUUCCAUCUUUUUGUCGUAAUUAUUAAUCCCGUAUAAUAAGUGCCAUACACAUCAUAACCGUGCCUUUACCGUUCUAUAGACUUUGAGAGGGACGUAAUUUACAAUAGAUUUUAAAAUAACCCUUUGUGUUAAUGUUAUGUCCUCCUUGUUUUGUAUGUUUUGUCCAUCUUUAUGUAUGAUAAUCCACGAUAUAAUUAUAGAGGAAAGUGCUAGGACCAGUCUUCAAAAAAAAACGUCAAUUGGUUAUACUAAAAAUUUGAAUUUUAGAGUUACAACAUUUAUAAACAACGACACAUUUAAAGGAAAAUGAUCAAUUUAAGAUUCACUGUAAAAUUUUGAUGAUUUUUGAAGAUACCUACGUAAGACCUAUUUAUAUUAAGUAUAUACUGAUUUGUGAUGUCAUUUACAAAACCAAAAUACUCUGCUUUGUUAGUCUAAACGCUGAGUUUAUUAGCCUAACCCUAUCAAUUUUCUGCUCUUUUUUUCUUGAGAUGUCAUAUCAUUUUAAAGACAGCAACGUUUCCUUAACAAAAGACACAAUACUUAUAAUUCCACUUAGCGAUGGUUUGCAUACAUUGUUAAAGAACACAACAUGUUAUUGUACACAAUACCUCGUUGAAAGAAACCCGCAGUUUGUAACUUAAGCGCACUCGACUUGAGCAUGGAGCAUUUGAAAUAGCAUAAUUUUUCUAAAUAUUUGUACUGCAUUUAUUAAAUAACAUUAUUAAAGUAUUCCAAAUUGCUAAAAAUUGCUAAUCAUAUAAAUGUGAAUAUAAUACAUAAUACGUUCAAAAAUAGUAGAACAAUAAUUUAGUGCAGCAAUAGAUAAUGGUAAUAAAAUAUAAUAAUAAUCAAAUAAAAUAAGGUCAAUCCAAUAUUUUUUGUAGUAUGUUAUAAUUAAGAAUUACCUACCAUCCAUUUAGAAGUCAGCCCUGUUUUAAACUUAUGCUUCGAAUAAAAUAAUUGUCAUUUGUCUCGAUUUUUGGCGCUCAACUUUUAUUCAAUGUUUCGGGAGAGAAUAACAGCAAAUAUUUUUACUACUGGAUGGAAAACACCAAUAUAGGUAUGUACCAACGUGUAAACAAAUGGACGAUAAAAUUCGAAGUCGACAUUUUAAAUAGGUUUAAACGAGAACCGCUUUGAUAUUGAUACUAUAGUGACGCACCUACGCAAUUUUAUACAUGUUUAUUUUCACAGCAUUAAAAAGUGCCAAUAAUUUUAUGUGUGCCAAACUUUUACAAACUUUAUAGAGAUAAGGACAUUGACACUUUCAUUCAGUUGAUGCGAUGGAGGGUUAAUUAUUCAUGUUUAUACGGGAAAAGAAAAAGUAUUAGAAAGGGGGCUCUUUUUUAUCACACUUUGACGCAUAAAAUAAUCAAUAGAUGCAUGUAGUAGACUAGUUUUAUUUCAUUAAUUAUUAAAAAUAGGAUGGCAUUGUAUUACAUAUUUUAGAACAAUUCACUUUUUCACACUAAUUACCGUACAAUGUAUAUUGUACAUUUAUAUAUACUGCAGUUGUACUGCAAAAAUUGACCCUUGUAAGGAUUUAGCUUUUGUGUUGUUUUAAAAUACAAAAAGUAUUGGUCCUACAGAGGAUGUGAUACGGCGUGGGCGACCGAGUUGAUCGCUUUUGUUUAUGAUCAAGUGGGUCGACCCACGGUACCCAAAUCAUUUCACUCGAUAAGAGGGCCAGUGUACAAUAUAUCUACGUUUUAAAGUAUACACAUUUUGUACGAUUGAAAGUAUAUAUUAUAUAUAAUUAUUAUUUAUCUCAAGAUUUGAUAGUACUAGAAACAAUAUCGUAUCUCUUGUAUUACUGAGUAAAUAUUCGUAACAUUUUUGGAAGAAAUAAGUUGUAUACCUGCCCGCUUAUCUAUGGGAAAUUAUCAUAGUUAAAUGAAUGUGAAAUGAAUAAAAAUUAGAUAGAAACAACAUUUGUAGUCUGUUGUAUAUCGUUUCUUUAUUUGAUCAACGCAGAAAUAAAUAUUGGAUUUUUAAGCGUAUUCAAACAAACUCUACAUUUACAUAUAUAUUAUAUUAAAAUGGAUCUUAAAGAAAAAAUAUCAACAAUCAGUUACAGUUUCACAUUAAUUAACAUUUCCGCAAAACUCGUAACAAUAAAUAACCAUUUAUUAUAUUACCUAUACCUUUCUUCUACACAAGAAUUUCGACACGCUAAUGUUUAAGUACAGUUAUAAUGUAUGGAACUAAUUAGACACUGAUUAUUAUUAUUCAUAAUAUAACGCCUACUAUAAUUAAUUUAAAUUUCGAUGUGUUUUGUUCAAGAGUUGAUAUUAUGAGCGACCGAAUGCACAAAAGUUGUGUAAAAUAACGUAGAUUCGCAAAUCAUCCCAUUACUUGUUAAAAAAUAAAGAGAGAUUCUAAAUUAUCUUCUUAUCAGAUAGAAGGUAGUAUUCACACUUGUAUAUAGGCUAGUUAAACUACAUAAUAUACAUUUCAUGUCGAGUUGUGUCACGAUCGUAAUAGAAUAUUUGCAAUAGUUUGUAAGAGAACCGACUGAAUAGUCAACAUUUUUAAGAAACUUAGAAUAAGUUUUAUAGACUGUAGACAAUGACCUGCAGAUUAGGGUUCUGCAAUCAGUGUUAAAACGAUUAAACAUGUGCCUGUAAACCUACGUAUGUAUAAAUAUUUUUUUAAUUUUUUUGUAAAUUUGAAAUCAAUCAUCUUCGACUAUCCGCAUAUUUAACGAUAGUUGACUAUAUCCAGUCCUUAAUGAUUUAAAUUAGUCGUUAGCUAGAGGACUUCCAAGUAUUAAAUCACAACGCACUGCAGGUCUUCAUAUUUCCUACGAUUGGCAUGUUCAGUAGUUUACAAUGUCUUUAAGCCAAACAUCGUCAAUACGCUACGUUCUACCUGUCAACUAAAAUUCAAUACAUUUUAGUCAUUUACAUACUGUCAAGUGUCUGUUAAUAUUCUUUGAGGUAAUAUGUGGGAAAACCACAACCUUAUUUACGUUAUAAUAUAGUGCACAGUAUUUUUACUAUAAACAUUAUUGUGUCUAGAAUUAAUUACUGAUAUUGUGUAAACAUUUGUGAUAAAAUGUGUGUCAAAAUUUUAUUUGGUUAUUGUAAAUAUGUAUGAUGUGUGUUUUAUUGUCUACUGAUGACUCGACAGUUGGAAGUCAGUAUUAUUAGAAAGGCGAUUCGCUUGGCCGAUAUAGGAAUUGAGAAAUCUGUAAGCUCAAUAUACUUAGCAAUUGCAAUUAUAUGUUUAAUGUAAUUAUUUGUCACGAGUAAGUAAUAAAUGUAUUACAU